Molecule: messenger RNA, 1865 nt
Organism: Branchiostoma floridae (Florida lancelet)
Lineage: Eukaryota; Metazoa; Chordata; Leptocardii; Amphioxiformes; Branchiostomatidae
Exons: 5
Coding region: 295-1083 (262 amino acids)
Molecular function (GO): oxidoreductase activity
Source: RefSeq, a predicted model, not a curated record
GAUCAACCUUUUUCCAAUCUGAAAAAAAAGAUAUAACAUAGCUGGAUUCGCUUGGCCUUUACGGAGUGCCCCUAUGUAAAUAUGAAGGGAUAAAUGUUUAUAUAUUAACACCAAAUCACACAUAUAUCUAUUGCGGUAAUAAGAUUGCCCACAAUCAUUGACCCCUGAUCAGCGAUACGGCGGAAGUGACGUCAGAAUGGGUCACUUCUUGAGCACUAUGUAAUACUACUACAGUAACUACUGACGGCGUAAGCAGUGAUCAAGUUGUUGGACUUAUUUCAAGUGCCGACCAACAUGUAUGCAUUUAGAUCCACUGGCAGGCUGUUCAUGUCUAGCCGUGGCGGCCCCACCCUUGCAUCUCUGAUUUACAAGGUGCGUUUCUGUCAGGCCUCAGCUCUAAACGGAGCAGCCCUCAAACUAGUUGAAGCACACGUCGACUGGGCUUCCCAGCUGACGGCCCAUACUGCACGAAUCAGGGGGAGAAAAUGGCUGCCUGGGUCUCACGGCCCCAAGUUUCCUGAGUUCCUGGCACCACCUAAAGACGGGUACGUCCACGUCUUUACUCCCGUGGAGAAGGUCGACUGUUCCCCUGAGGAGUGUGCUCCAGCGAUGCGACAGGUGAUCCGGGACGUCUUGGAAAGGCGCAAAGAAGGUGCCUUGCUUUUCCGAGGACUGCCUCUAGCGACUGCGGAAGAUUUUUCCAGGGCUUUGGUCAACUUGGGCCUGAAGCUGACCAGCUACAAAGGUGGAGGCGGUAUCAGGCACCAGCUGGCUGAGGCGGUGGACACAGCGAGUGACGAGCCACCCGAGUUUUGUAUCGAGCCCCACCAUGACCUAGCCUACACCAACCAUUACCCUGAAAAGAUAAUGUUCUUCUGUAUUGACCCCCCUCCCCCGGGUACAGGGGGAGAGACGGUACUGGCCGAUGUGCGGGACAUUCUGCCGCGUCUGGACAAAGAUGUGGUGGCAUGGAGAAAUUCUGGAAGCUUGGAGUCAUGUACCUACAACAUUUUCCUUCUCGCGGUCCUGGCAUAUACAACAGUUGGCAACAGACCUUCCAAAUGGAGAAUAAGUCUGAUGUAGAAGAACACAUGAAAGCUCACAACAUACACUGGAAGUGGCAUGAUGACGGCGCUAUGACAAACUGGACCGUGCUACCAGCGAUGCUUAAGUACAGAGGUGACUGGGUGUGGUUUACUGUACCACACGCUAACAAUAACAGCUACAUGAAGAAAAACCCUUCCUGGGUCGACAAGGACCUCCCUGAUGAUCAGUAUCCACAGCACACGUACUAUGGAGACGGCGCAGUUAUAGAGCAGGAGGUACUACAGCAUAUCAGGGAAACCAUUUGGCAGGUUGCCGUGGGUUUUCAGCUGCAAAAGGGCGACCUGCUUGUUUUGAACAACAUUUACUGUCAACAUGCCAGGCUCAGUUUCACCGGGAAACGGAAGCUUGCCGUCGCCUUGGCCAUGCAGGACCAGGUCUAUCCGGAGGACUAAUGAAUUCUGUAUCAGUAUCUGUACCUAUACAUCUAUAUCUGUAUCUAUCUAUCUAUCUAUCUAUCUAUAUGUCUGUAUAUUCACUGUGUGUAACGAUAUAGCCAGUAUAACCACCCUCUGAUGUAACACAACAGCUUCGGAGGCACGCUGAACGACUUGCCACACCUAACCUUUGCACAUCUGACAGCAAAUGUUGAUUAAAGCUAUCUGAAGAGGAUGCACCAACUGUACUUGAUGGCAACAAAUUCCACUCAGUGAAACGGAUUCCAAUCAGUUUAGACUCAUGUUUGUAAAUAUUUGUUUAUGCACUACAUCCUGGUAAAACCGUGAAAAAUAUGUGUCUCUGGUUUUCUUUGUUACCUCCCU